Botrytis deweyae is the source of this 1044-nucleotide messenger RNA. RefSeq lists its product as uncharacterized. NCBI's taxonomy places the organism in Eukaryota, Fungi, Ascomycota, Leotiomycetes, Helotiales, Sclerotiniaceae. The record is from RefSeq and is a predicted model, not a curated record. Gene Ontology annotation, molecular function: acyltransferase activity, transferring groups other than amino-acyl groups. The transcript has a single exon. The coding region runs from base 1 to 1044 and encodes 347 amino acids.
AUGGAUCCUUUUCCUGCUCCCCGAAACCCGGAUUCUGUCCUAAGCGCCAUUCCACACUUUCGUGAAUUUGAUCUCACGGGGAAUAGAGAAUGCCAUUAUGUGAGAUUUGAACUUUUCUGCGAUUUGUCCGAUUAUAGUGGUAACAUCGGUAUCAUGAAUGGCCACCUAGUCAAUCGUGCACAUGCAGAAGAAGCAGACUUUGGAAGAGCAAUGGCACUUAUAGAUACUGAAUGCAGCCUAGAAUUGGCGAGCCAGAUAUUUGAUGAAUAUGGUCAACUGCAACAAAAGUGGUUCCUAGGGUCUCGCAAGGGCUCGGGCAUUUGGGAUGCUCGUGUAAACAUUGGCAAUUUUCUUAUGAUUGAUUUACUGAAAGUUGAAGAACAGUAUCGUCGCAAAGGCUUUGCAAAGUUUUUGGUGUCUGGAUUGCUAUUCAAGAUGAGAGCCUACAGACUCGACUACUCAUACGUUUUCACAUAUGUAGGAGAACUGGAAGGGGCAGCGAGAACAGAUGCGAUUGCAUUUUGGAGAGCAAUGGGUUUCAAAAGAAUUGGACUGUCACACGUAUUCUGUUUUGCAAUGUCAAUGAACGACAGAUCGAAGAUACCCGACGCGGAAAUAGAGGACGCAGAAAGAGAUACAUAUGAUUCCGAAGCUUCAUAUUCCACAGAAGACGAGUUUUCUUCGGCAGAGCACAGUCAUGAAGAUGAAUCAUCGCCCCGGUCGCUUGCAUCUGGGGAAUUGAACGAGCUGGACGAGCCCCAACUGCCACCCUCUAAUCAAGAUAAUGCAUCGGAACAGUCCAACAGUCCAAGUCCAGCCAUCAACGAAGAAGCUCUAGCGGUGGAGUUGUUCAGCCCAAAUGUUCAAAGUUCACACACUAGUGUCGAAGAGCCAAAUAUGAGCAUGGAAAAUUCAAUGAGAAAUCCUCGUCAGGGGGGUGAUAAUGAAGAUAGUGAGGAAAUGCCCCUCCUCUCGCCGUCAGAGGAUUUGAGUUCUCGUUUCAAGUGUUGCUGUGGAUUAUCGGUAUGGUUUAAUGGAACAUAG